This is a messenger RNA of Clupea harengus (Atlantic herring), 2640 nucleotides long. Its product is annotated as disintegrin and metalloproteinase domain-containing protein 9-like. Gene Ontology annotation, cellular component: plasma membrane. Lineage: Eukaryota; Metazoa; Chordata; Actinopteri; Clupeiformes; Clupeidae. The record is from RefSeq and is a predicted model, not a curated record. Gene Ontology annotation, biological process: proteolysis. Gene Ontology annotation, molecular function: metalloendopeptidase activity.
AUACUGAUGUCAACCCCCUUGCAAAAUCAGCUCCGCCUUUAGUUUUUUUUCCAGGACGAUUUGAACUUCCUUUACUCUAGCCAAUAGCAAGAUUACAUUUGACUAUUUCAAGAUUGACCAAAUACGCUACUACGUGCAGUGUUUCUAUACAUCUGAGUGAUAACCAAAAGAGCAGCUCUGCAUUUUAGAAAAUGUCUCAUUCUCUAAACUUAACAAACACAGGCAGAAGAUUAUCUCAGUGGCUCUUCUAUGUCAUCCUCAUGUCAGCUUUACUCUGUGAACCCAGCAAGUGCAAUGGAGAAUCAGCUUCCCAGCAAACCUCCCACUUCUCUGCUUAUGAGGUGACUGUACCCAAACGCAUAACAAGACAGAGGAGAGACCUGGAUGGCCAAGACACAGGGCAGGUCUUUUAUGCUAUUCAAACCCAAGGAAAAGAGCACAUCCUGGUCCUAGAGAGGAAUACGUUGCUGCUUCCUGAAGAUUUCACAGUAUUCACAUAUCACAAAAAUGGCUCUCUCAUCACCCAGAGACCAAACAUGCAGAAUCACUGCUACUACAGGGGCUAUGUGAAGGACAUGGAGGGGUCGUCUGCUUCUCUCAGCCUCUGUUCCGGACUCAACGGGCGGUUAGUUAUUGGGAAUUCUACAUUUGGGAUCGAGCCUCUGGACGGUUCCUCUGACUUUGAGCAUGUGGUGUACCGCUUGGAGGAUGAGGAGACGGAACUUCUCAGCUACGGAACCACUCACGCUCAUCGCCAUGACGACCAGACUGUAGAGCACACCCGCAAUGACUUUGUUAAGCAACCUCUUAAGCAUUUACACAGGAGCAAGAGGGCCAUAAUGCAGCAGACCCACUAUGUGGAGCUGAUGCUGGUGGUGGAUGUAGAGAGAUUUAACUUCAGCAAAAGAGAUGCUAGAGCUGUCCAAGAGCAGAUGAUUCAGCUGAGCAACCACAUUGACAGUAUGUAUGCGCAGCUGAACAUCCGUGUGGUGUUGGUUGGGCUGGAGAUCUGGACCGCAGGGAACCCCAUCAGUCUGGAUGGAACUAAUCAGCAAAUUCUACACCGCUUUGUUAACUGGAGGAAGCAGUAUCUGCUGCCACGGCAACCCCAUGACAGCGCACAACUCAUCAUCAAAAAAUUUCUCAGGUCAAAACAGGCAGCAUAUUUGAAUGGCGUUUGUUCCCCUGACAUUGGUGGUGGAGUAAACAUGUUCUUAAAAAACGAUGUGGCCUACUUAGCCUUUGUGGUAUCCCAUGGGCUGGGACACAAUCUAGGCAUGAGACAUUUGUCUCAUCGGAACUGCCGCUGUCCAGGCAAGACUUGCAUCAUGAACUCUACUUCUGAUCGGUCCACUAGCUUCAGUAGCUGCAGUUCUGAUGACUUUGAGAUGAUGGUUCAGCAGAUGCAACAUAACUGUCUGCUCAAUAUGCCAAAGCCACACAAGGCCUUCAGCAAGCCCGCCUGUGGCAAUAAGCUGCUGGACCCGGGCGAGGAGUGUGACUGUGGCUCAGAGGAGGAGUGUGAGAAGGACCCGUGCUGUGAGCCAAAAACCUGUAAGCUGAAGUCCUGGGCUCAGUGUGCCUAUGGUGAAUGCUGCAGGAACUGUAAAUUCCUGGCCAGUGGUUACGAGUGCCGCAGCCAGUCAGACGAGUGUGACCUACCUGAGUACUGCAACGGCUCGUCUCCUGUCUGUCAGGCUGAUGUCUUUUUGCAGAACGGCCAUCUCUGCAGGAACAGCCAAUCAUAUUGCUACAAUGGCAAAUGCCGACACCACGACAGCCAAUGCCAGACCUUGUUUGGCUCCCAGGCAAAGUCUGCAGCGGAUGAGUGCUUUGAGUUGUUAAACUCUAAAGGUGACCGCUUUGGAAACUGUGGCUACAAUAUUGUCAAGUGUGAGAAAAGGAAUGCCAUGUGUGGGAAGCUGCAGUGUGAGAAUGUCCGCUCCAGGAAAGUUUUUGGCAUUGAGCCUGACAUCUCCUCGACAUCCUUUGGCAGCCACACAUGCUGGGGCGUGGAUUUAAGGCUGGGGCUAGACGUGCCCGAUCCAAUUAUGGUCAAUGAUGGCACAAAGUGUGGAGAGAACCAGGUGUGCAUAGAUUACCGGUGCAGAAAUGUGUCGAUGCUCAACUACGACUGUGAUGCAGAGAAACAAUGCCAUGGCCACGGGGUGUGCAACAGCAAUAAGAACUGCCAUUGUGAUUACGGCUGGGCCCCUCCUUUCUGCGAGGAAGAGGGCUAUGGAGGCAGCAUAGACAGUGGCCCCGCGUACAAUGACAUCACUUCAAGAGAGGGCCUUUUAGUGUUAUAUUGCUUGGUUCUGCCUCUGCUGUGCCUUGGUUUGAUUGUGUACUACAAGAGGAAUGAACUACAACAGCACUUGUGCAGGAAGAGAUCUCCACAGGACAACCGAGAACCCCAGGCCAGCAACCAACUCCCCACUGACUGGGAAGAAACCCAGAGGAGCGCGGUUAACAAUGAAGUUGUUAAACCGAGUGAGACAGCUUCUGCCUUCUCUUACACCCAAUACCUACCCGAGUCACCAUUCAGGUCUUCUCUAGCAGUAACACAAGGGGUGCCUCAGCGCCCACAUCCUCAACCUCCUGUGUAACACUCACUCAGAGGGCAGGCGUGUGUGUCUG